UUUUGCCUAUGACAUGGACCAGUGUAACGCCAUGGUCGGAGACGCCUUCAUGCGCAAGAUCGAGCCCGUCGCUGCGUCGGUGCCGUAUAUGACGUGCCCGGGGAACCACGAGGAGAAAUACAACUUCUCCAACUACCGUGCCCGAUUCAGCAUGCCCGGUGACACGGAGGGCCUGUGGUACAGCUGGGACGUCGGCCCUGCCCACAUCAUCUCCUUCUCCACCGAGGUGUAUUUCUACCUGAACUAUGGCCGUCACCUCGUCCAGGAGCAGUACCAAUGGCUAGAGAGAGACCUACAGGAGGCCACGCGGCCGGAUCGGCGCCGGCGCCACCCGUGGAUCAUCACCAUGGGGCACCGGCCCAUGUACUGCUCCAACAACGACCUCGACGACUGCACGCAGCACGAGAGCAUCGUUCGCCGAGGGCUCCCCCAACAUCUGUACGGCCUGGAGGACCUGUUCUAUAAAUACGGUGUCGACCUAGAGCUGUGGGCCCAUGAACACUCCUACGAGAGGCUGUGGCCUGUCUACAACUACCAGGUCUACAACGGCAGUGCCAAAUCGCCCUACACCAACCCCCGGGCGCCCGUCCACAUCAUCACCGGAUCGGCCGGCUGUAAGGAGAGGCUGACCUGCUUCGUCCCCAACCCACGGGAGUGGAGCGCCAUGCGCAUCGAGGACUACGGCUACACGCGCCUGCAAAUCCUCAACCGCAGCCACAUCUGGCUGGAGCAAGUGUCCGACGACCAGGACGGGAAAGUCGUGGAUGGGAUCUGGCUCAUCAAGGAGUUGCACGGCCCCAAAGCUUGGCAUUAGCCUGGCAGGAGGCCCCAGCCCUGAGUUGAGCAGAGGGACUGCGUCCCCAGGACCCCCUGAAAUCCUCGUUAUCUGGCUGGAGGCAGAGCUCCCUGCGGGGCUACAAACGAAUCUGAUCAAAUCCAAAGGCCUCUCUUGCAGGCCCUGAUGUAUGUCACUGGAAGGACACGCCUGCCCCUGCAGCUGGGUCUUUAUGACGGUGAACAAGCGCUUUGCUGCAACUGAGCGUAUUAGGUCUCAGAGCACUUUAUACGGGUGGGGUUGUGUCUGUGUAUUCCCAGUUUAUAGACGGGGAAACUGAGGCACAGAGCAAGGAAGAACCUUGACCAAAAUCAUAGAUGUAGGGUGUCUUGCUUUCCAUUCGUCCCUGCCCUAAUCACUAGAUCCCAUUCCCCUCUCAGAGUCAGGAAUAGAACCCAGGAGUCCUGAUUCCCAGCCCCCCGCUCUAACCACUACAGCCCACUCCCCUCGGCAGGAACAGAACCCAGGAAUCCUGAUUCCCAGCCCCCCUGUUCUAACCACUAGGUCCACCCCUCACCUCUAUGAUGUCAGGAAUAGAACCCAGGCAUCCUGACUCCCAGGCCUUUGUUCAAUCCACUGGCCCAUUCUGCCUCUUACCGAAAAAAACCCAUAGAGUUAAAAUGUUCUCCAGAUUCUGCCUGAGGCAUCUCUGCCUCUCGAAUCUUUCUAGCCCUCAGACUGUGUGUGGGGGGGAAGGGGUGCCGGGAGCUGAUGGUUUUCUUUCCUUAUUUGUUCUUUCCUCCAUGAGCUGACCCUAGUACCAGGCCUUCUCCCCUGCUGCUGGUCCCUGUAAUGCAAUAAGCCCCACACAGAGCUGCAAGGCGGCAAGGGAUGGGGCUAGAUUUGCCUUUCGCCAUCAAGCGUGGCCCACGGUACAUCUCUGAGGUUCGCUGUACGAUCCUUAAUGCUUCGAGCUACGCGCUGGUUCUUUUGUAUUGAUGCUCUGGAAAUGAACGACACAAAAUCAAGCUCAAAAGGUGUGCGAUGCCCAUCUCCUUCAGACGCC
Molecule: messenger RNA, 1841 nt
Organism: Terrapene triunguis (Three-toed box turtle)
Lineage: Eukaryota; Metazoa; Chordata; Testudines; Emydidae
Gene: ACP7
Product: acid phosphatase 7, tartrate resistant (putative)
Exons: 10
Coding region: 14-814 (266 amino acids)
Molecular function (GO): hydrolase activity
Source: RefSeq, a predicted model, not a curated record